UGUGAGGGAGGCUGCGAAGUCUGUUUCAAGACCUUUCUGAGCCCGUGAAGUAGACACCAUGAGUAAAGCUCACCCUCCCGAAUUGAAAAAAUUUAUGGACAAGAAGUUAUCAUUGAAAUUAAAUGGUGGCAGACAUGUCCAAGGAAUAUUGCGGGGAUUUGAUCCCUUUAUGAAUCUUGUGAUAGAUGAAUGUGUGGAGAUGGCAACUAGUGGGCAACAGAACAAUAUUGGAAUGGUGGUAAUACGAGGAAAUAGUAUCAUCAUGUUAGAAGCCUUGGAACGAGUAUAAAUAAUGGCUGUUCAGCGGAGAAAUCCAUGUCCCCUCACCAAACGGCCUGUUUUUACUUUGGUGUAAAAAUCAGGUCAUGUACAUUUUCAUAUUCGACUUUUUGUUAAAUAAACUUGUAAUAGUCAAAAAA
This is a messenger RNA of Cynocephalus volans (Philippine flying lemur), 419 nucleotides long. RefSeq names its product small nuclear ribonucleoprotein G. The coding region runs from base 59 to 289 and encodes 76 amino acids. Gene Ontology annotation, cellular component: SMN-Sm protein complex; precatalytic spliceosome; spliceosomal tri-snRNP complex. The record is from RefSeq and is a predicted model, not a curated record. Lineage: Eukaryota; Metazoa; Chordata; Mammalia; Dermoptera; Cynocephalidae. Gene Ontology annotation, molecular function: RNA binding. Gene Ontology annotation, biological process: spliceosomal snRNP assembly; mRNA splicing, via spliceosome. The transcript has a single exon.